This is a messenger RNA of Aaosphaeria arxii CBS 175.79, 609 nucleotides long. RefSeq lists its product as uncharacterized. Lineage: Eukaryota; Fungi; Ascomycota; Dothideomycetes; Pleosporales. The transcript has 3 exons. The record is from RefSeq and is a predicted model, not a curated record. Bases 1 to 609 code for a protein of 202 amino acids. Gene Ontology annotation, cellular component: cytoplasm. Gene Ontology annotation, molecular function: ubiquitin protein ligase activity. Gene Ontology annotation, biological process: ubiquitin-dependent protein catabolic process.
AUGUCAGGCUAUGAAGUGGAACACAACAUCUCCACCAAAGAGGAGAAGCCUGAACACCCUCCCCGCCGACCAGACCUCUCGACUUUCUUCUCCACUCUAGAGCUUGUCGAUACCUCUGACCCUCAAACACAUCACAAUGUUCACGCGACUCCCCAGCCAGAGAACAUGGCCGCAGCCUUUAGAUUGCUUGCCAACGCAUUCGAGAUGAUGGGUGGAAGAGCAGCAGGAGAACAAGAGGGCACAGAGGCUGGCCACAGCGAUCUCCUAGAGCAAAUGAUCGAGACACUGAGGCAGAAUGCGGACAAUCCUCCAGCAGAACUACAAGGUGUUCCGGACAGCUUCAUCGAUGAGCUAGAUCGUGUACCAAGGAAAAAACUGACAGAGGAUCAUGUUUGCGCAAUUUGCCAUAAUCCACACACAUCGGACGAACAUCCACUAGUCGUUGCCUUACCGUGCAAGGGCCGCCAUUGGUUCGAUAUCGAGUGCAUAACUCCAUGGCUCAAGAUGCAGCCAACAUGCCCACUUGACCGCGAGACUGUGUAUAGGAAAAAGCAACCUCCUCCUCCAGUCGAGGACAGCGAGGAAGAAUACGACGAUAUGUACGCCUGA